Scophthalmus maximus (turbot) is the source of this 4379-nucleotide messenger RNA. RefSeq lists its product as uncharacterized. The record is from RefSeq and is a predicted model, not a curated record. The transcript has 3 exons. Lineage: Eukaryota; Metazoa; Chordata; Actinopteri; Pleuronectiformes; Scophthalmidae. Bases 3626 to 4246 code for a protein of 206 amino acids.
UACACUUUCGUUAACGUUGCGACCGACAUUUUCAAUGAAAGGCACAGAUGGAUAACUCCACAGGAUCUCAGCGUUCGUCUGACAGCCAACUUCGUCUUUUUGUCACAGUGGUGACGCUCAGGGUGCUGAAUAAAACCGGCUCUAUCAAAUAUGCUAGUGAGGACACAUUGAUCAACCUCACGCCACGCCUGGUGAACCAGAUCCUGGCUGGGCUCCACGUAAGGACAGGCUGCUGUCCAGACGUAGCCAUGUCCAAGAAAGUGGCUAAGGCUUUGCUUAAAGACCUCAACAUUAAAUUUGAGUGGCAGACCAGGUAUCAGAUCCUGAUGGAGGAUCCAAAUAUGGAAGCUGCCAUUGUUAAAUGUUUUCAAACCCACCUGCAGAUGUUCUUUGAUUGGUUUGGAAAGAAGGGUCUCAGCCGAAAAGAUAUAAUCAUCAAUUUAGCAAUGACAAUUUGCAAAGCGUUGUGUUGCGUAUGAGCCACCCCAGUCGUGGCUGGAGUUACGGCAGUUUGGCGACAGAUGCAGAGCUGAAAAAAGCCCAGUUUGAGUUGAAGUUGCAGUUAAUACAAACAUCACAUUGGCGACGACGAUGGAGUUUCCGUUCCCACCUCUCCCUCCGUUCCUUGCUCUACACCAGGAGUAUUCAAUUACAAUACAGGGAGGUCCAGUUGGAGAAAUUUUCCUCAACCAAAGGUCCGGAACCAUAAUGUCUAACUUGCGUUAUGAUUCAGUGCCAUAUUGAAGAAGCUCGGUUGUAUCGUCAUCUAGCCUGAUUGUCAAUAACUGACUGUCAAAUCGAAUAAAGAAAAAGACCUGCAAUUCAAUAACAUUUCAACAAUGUUAACUGUCAGGUUUCAUAUUGAACUGGAGCAAUUAUAAAUAACAAGUUGUCUAAUAAUGUUCUCUUCUCACUUCAAGUAAAGUAAGAACAAAACAUAUAAUGUUGAAAAUGUGCAUCUUAACAGUCUCAGAACACAAAACCUGGGUGGAGAAAUCAGAACACUGAAAUACAAUAUUCUCUCACACUCAUGCAAUCAUCUGUGAGUGUGUGUGUAGGGUAUAAAAAAGGCAUGGCGGGGGGGGGGGCACUCAAUCAUGUGUCACGGUGUGGCCUUUAGCAAGGCUCUAAACGUGUCGACUGGCUGGACCACUGUUACUUAUGCACAUGAAAACAACAAGCGACAGGGGCAGAGAAGCAGAGUUGGCUGCAGUAGUGUCUUAAUAAAGAAUUGAAUCAAGUUAAAAGAGAAGUCACGCUGCUACGGAAAGUCCGGUGGUUGGUCCUGGAGCGAGACGGCGCUUUAGCCCUGGAGAAAGUGAAACGUAUCCCCUGCGUGCCGACUAGGGCCAGCCGCGGAUAGUUGUAAUACGUUGGACGCCAAGCAGUGUUGUGACAGCUAACGCUCCACCAGUAAAAUGGAAACGCCAGUCAAAAUGUGCUAUUCUCAAUGAUCUAUCAGUUGUGGAUCCAGAUCCGGACAGGACAGCGUCUGGGUCCGGAUCUGGACCGCGGUCCGCCUUUUAGUGACCCCUGCUCUCCAUGGACUCACUGGCAUGAAUUGUCUGAAACACUGAUACAGAGAGCCAUGCUCAUCCACGACUUUGGAUUUUUCCCUCCGUAAGCCUCAUGUGACGCUCUGCAUUCUGGACAUGUUGCUGCCCCACAAAACAUUAUGCUCCGGCUGAUUGUUUUCCGCCAGCGCCAGCGGCAAGCGGGUGAGUCGGUCCACCAUUACCUAGCCGACCUGGGGGGCCUGCCCAGCCUCUGCCAAGACAGGGUUAGGGUUAGGGUUAGGUAAUAGCCUGAAACUCAGGGAAAAAAACUUAUGAGGUCCCCAGACGAUUUAACUCUGGCAAAGGCUGUGGACAUAACAUUCCAGAGUCUUUACUGGUGAGGAAAGACACAAUCACUGAAUCAUCUGCAAACUUCAUAAAGCCACUCCUUAUGCUACGGCACUCUUUAGCGUUCAACAUAAAUAAAAGGCGGGUGAUCCAGUGGAGGAGAGAAGAACAUCCCUCACCUGCUGCGACCUUGCAGUUUCAAAAUCCUACAACCAGCCCAUGAUCAUUAUUGUGGAUACUCUUCAGCCUUUCUGCUAGAAAAUGUGCCUGAAUGCAGUUAAAAGCUGAGGAGAAUUCAAUAAAAAUGAGUGGUGCCAGAAUUAUUUUUAAAAGGGUGCCCGUCGCAUACGCUACAACCCUACUGCACCGGUAAGCAAAUUGGAGUGGGACAAGAUUUGCCUCUUCUGUGUUCAUAAGCGCCUCCUUCACAAUCUUCUCAAAUGUUUUCAUUACAAGAGAGGUGAGCACUACAGGCCUAUAGUCAUUAAGAGACUUUGGGGCAUUAUUCUUUGGCUCAGGUGUAAUAGUGGAAUCCUUCCAAAGACCAGGAACCCUAUGGUGGUAGACUGACAACUUGAAAAUGAAACUAUCUGCAAGCUGUGAGGCACAGUUUUUAAGAAUACAACCCCCAUACAAUCAGGGCCAGGACUUUUCCUAUCCUUUACUCCCCGAAAAAGUUUCUGGAUCUUGCCCUUAUCCACAAAUACACAGUCCUGCCCUGGAGCAGCAUUUUAAAAAACUGACUGCUCCUCACUUGAAUCAUGGACAUUAAAACAAAGAUUAUAAAACAUUCAGUUCAUUUGAAAGGUCAAGGUCAGGCUUGCCAUUUAGGGAAAUUGUGCAUUUCUUGGACUGCAUCCCCAUCGUAGAUUGCACAUCCUCCCAUGCAGGGUGUGAUUGACCGGUACUGAGCAAGUUCUCUACUUUGUCCUUGUAGCCACUCUUGGCAAACUUUAGUUAUUUUUUGAUCUGUGUCUGUAUUUCUCUGUAUUGAGUCAUAUCCCCUUGAUGAAAACUGAUAUUUUGCUGGAUGAUCAUGUUUUUGACAGACUUUGAGAUCCAUGGUUUAUUGUUUGGACAGAUGAAAAUUGACUUCCUGGGGAUGAUUAAAUCCUCUCAGAAGGUUAUGUAUGCCAACAGUGUGUGUGAGUUCAUCCAGAUCAACACAAACAUUUUUAAAUAAGUCCCAGUCUGUGCAGCUAUAACAGUCCUUGAGGCAGUGGAUAGACUCCUCUGACCAGAGACUAAACGGUGUUCCGGCUUGUUUAUCUUCAGGACCAGUUUGUAGGACGGAACUAAAUACACGACAUUGUGAUCAUACAAACCGAAUGGAGCUCUACGAGGGGUUUUAUAGGUUCCCCUGACAGAUCCAUAGCAAAGGUCCAGUUAUUUCAUGAGUCGUGUCGGGCAAGUCACAUACUGGAAAAAAUUACACAAAAAAGUUCCUGGUUUUCAAUGAUUUACCCAUUACAGCGCUGCAGGGGAUUAGUGUGGUGGCCAUGUAUUGAUGGAGAUAUAUAGAUGCAUGGCGUCCCAGGGGACACGCAUGAUUCAAAUCUCUUUGAAUUAUAGGCCCGUCCACACAGUAGUGUGCCUUACAAUCCAACAUGUCUCUUCACCUUUGUGUGUAAAACAUUAAGUGGGAGAUCAUAGGCGUCAUCAAAACAUCAAAGGCCUGAGGUUCAUGUAAGUUAGUUACAAGUCAUUUCUUUGCUUACCGCUCUGCCGCUUGGCUUUGCCUCAGCGCUAUCGACGGCCGACGUUUGCAAUGAAAGGCACAGAUGGAUAACUCCACAGGAUCUCAGCUGUUGUCUGACAGCCAACUUCGUCUUUUCGUCACAGUGGUGACGCUCAGGGUGCUGAAUAAAACCGGCUCUAUCAAAUAUGCUAGAAAGGACACAUUGAUCAACCUCACGCCACGCCUGGUGAACCAGAUCCUGGCUGGACUCCACUAUCUGCAGGAUCGGGCGUGGUCGUCUGGUUGUGGUCGCCAGAGUGCACAUGGAUCGGAUCGAUUCCAUGCAACCGACUGCAGCCUAACUGGGGAGUCUGCUCGAUCUGGUAGGCCUACACAUGGACUCUCAGAACCCAAAGCUGGGGCUGAAGCUGGACACGCCACUGAUGUAGUGAGGGAACUGCAGACGCCCUCCAAGAAAUGGGACCUCCUUCAGACCUACACCCCCUCUCGCUCCCUGCGGUCCUCAUCAGCAGGUCUACUGGCUCUACCAGACAUCAAGCUCAGCACAGUUGGUGCCAGGGCUUUCUCCCAUGCAGCACCAAAACUCUGGAACUCCCUCCUUCCUCCAUCCGCUCACUGGACUCCAUUACACAAUUCAAAACUGCUCUUAAAACCCAACCUACCCCCUUUAACUGCCUCAACAGUUGUGUUUUUCAACUGUUGAUUUUAACAAAUGUUGACUGCUGAUGUUUUAUUGAUGCUUCAUUUUUUAUUGUAUGUAUAAUUACUGUACUUGAUGUAAGGUGACCUUAAGUGCCAUGAUACUCGCCAUUGAAUAAAAUGUAUUACUAUUAUUA